AUGUUCAGAAACGCUCUGCGGCAAUCCAGCCGCGCCGUCGCGGCUGCCUCUGCCACUGGCCGGAUCGCUUCGGCUCGCGCUGCCGUCCCCGCCGUCGCCUCCCAGCAGUUCCGUAACUACGCUGCUGAGGCCAAGGCCUCGCCCACCGAGGUCUCUUCCCUCCUCGAGCAGAGAAUCCGUGGUGUCCAGGAGGAGGCCAACGUCGCUGAGACCGGUCGUGUCCUCUCGGUCGGUGAUGGUAUCGCCCGUGUCCACGGUAUGGCGAACGUCCAGGCCGAAGAGCUGGUCGAGUUCGCCUCUGGCGUCAAGGGCAUGUGCAUGAACUUGGAAGCUGGCCAAGUUGGUGUUGUCCUGUUCGGUUCCGACCGUCUGGUCAAGGAGGGUGAGACCGUCAAGCGUACCGGUGAGAUUGUCGAAGUCCCCGUCGGCCCUGAGCUGCUCGGCCGUGUCGUCGACGCUCUCGGUAACCCCAUUGACGGCAAGGGUCCCAUCAACACCAAGGCCAAGAGCCGUGCUCAGCUCAAGGCCCCUGGUAUCUUGCCCCGUCAAUCCGUCAACCAGCCCGUCCAGACUGGUCUCAAGUGUGUCGACUCCAUGGUGCCCAUCGGCCGUGGUCAGCGUGAGUUGAUCAUUGGUGACCGUCAGACCGGUAAGACUGCCGUCGCUCUCGACGCCAUGUUGAACCAGAAGCGUUGGAACAACUCCGGCGACGAGAAGCAGAAGCUCUACACCAUCUACGUCGCCGUCGGUCAGAAGCGUUCCACUGUUGCUCAGCUCGUCAAGACCCUUGAGGAGAACGACGCCAUGAAGUACUCCGUCGUUGUUGCUGCCACCGCCUCCGAGGCUGCUCCUCUGCAGUACAUUGCUCCUUUCACCGGUUGCGCCAUGGGUGAGUGGUUCCGUGACAACGGCCGUCACGCCGUUGUCACCUACGAUGACCUGUCCAAGCAGGCCGUCGCCUACCGUCAGAUGUCUCUGCUGCUCCGUCGUCCCCCUGGUCGUGAGGCCUACCCCGGUGACGUUUUCUACCUCCACUCCCGUCUCCUGGAGCGUUCCGCCAAGAUGAACGACACCCACGGUGGUGGCUCUCUCACUGCCCUCCCCGUCAUUGAGACCCAGGGUGGUGAUGUCUCCGCCUAUAUUCCCACCAACGUCAUUUCCAUCACCGACGGUCAGAUUUUCUUGGAGUCCGAACUCUUCUACAAGGGUGUCCGUCCCGCCAUUAACGUCGGUCUCUCCGUCUCCCGUGUCGGUUCCGCUGCCCAGGUCAAGGCCAUGAAGCAGGUUGCCGGUUCCCUGAAGCUUUUCUUGGCUCAGUACCGUGAGGUUGCUGCUUUCGCCCAGUUCGGUUCCGACCUUGAUGCUUCCACCCGCCAGACCCUUGCCCGUGGUGAGCGUCUGACUGAGCUGCUCAAGCAGAAGCAGUACUCCCCCAUGGCCGUCUCGGACAUGGUUCCUCUCAUCUUCGCUGGUGUCAACGGUUUCCUUGAUUCCAUCCCCGUCGGCAAGAUUCUCGACUGGGAGGCCAACCUCCUCUCCACCAUCAAGACCAACCACCCUGAGAUCACCGAGACCAUUGACAAGGAGGGUCAGGUCAGCAAGGACCUUGAGGCCAAGCUCAAGGAGGUCAUUGGCAACUUCAACAAGUCCUACAACGCAUAG
This is a messenger RNA of Aspergillus chevalieri, 1662 nucleotides long. RefSeq names its product F1F0 ATP synthase subunit alpha (gene ATP1). The record is from RefSeq and is a predicted model, not a curated record. Gene Ontology annotation, biological process: proton transmembrane transport; proton motive force-driven ATP synthesis. The transcript has 5 exons. Bases 1 to 1662 code for a protein of 553 amino acids. Lineage: Eukaryota; Fungi; Ascomycota; Eurotiomycetes; Eurotiales; Aspergillaceae. Gene Ontology annotation, molecular function: ADP binding; ATP binding; proton-transporting ATP synthase activity, rotational mechanism.